CGCCAGUGUCGCGCGGUCGGGAAUGGCCCUGACCCGUCUUGCGCGUUGAUUGGCCACCUAGACCCUCCCCUCCAAACGUCUUGCAUUGCGAGACUGUUGGUAUACCACCGCACACCAAAGCUCUCCUAGCGAGCUGACCCAUUGUUUCUUGUUCAGCCUUGGUCGUCAUAUGCAAGAGUCUCCUCUCCGUACUCGACCUCGAGGCCUGAGAAUCUAAGAGGAGGAUUGCAGACGUGCCUCAGGUCGCACAGAGACCGGCAGUCGGGCAUCACAACAUUGGCGAGCCACACCCAAGCACUCCCAUUCGGUCGUGUAGAAGACACGCACUCACCACGGCCCCGAGUCUGGCCAUCUCCCUCGCUCCUCCACAGCCAUGGAAAUGGACUACGAACAAACGUACGGCUCGCAAGGCCAGCACCAAUCCAGCCUCGACGAUGCCUCCAUGCACACCAUCACCCCUUCCUCCAUGCAGCAGCAGCACCAACAGCAGCAUCAAGCGGCGUAUGAUCAGCGACCACAAACCUCCUACUCAGACACCGGCUUCUCCAGACCCUACCCACAAUCCGAGAGCGGCGGCGCCACCCCAGAUCAAUAUCAGCAAGGGAACGGGCUGAGUCGACCACCUUCCACCCAGAGUCAGAGCCAGUACAGCCAAGAUGCGCAACGACAGCAGGCCCCAAAGAAUUCGAGCGUCGUGAUAAAAGUCGGGAUGGUCGGAGAUGCGCAGAUUGGCAAGACGAGCCUGAUGGUGAAGUACGUCGAGGGCAGUUGGGACGAAGACUACAUUCAGACUCUUGGCGUCAACUUCAUGGAGAAGACAAUCUCCAUCCGCAACACCGAAAUCACCUUCAGCAUCUGGGACUUGGGCGGGCAGCGCGAAUUCGUCAACAUGCUUCCCCUCGUCUGCAACGACGCCGUCGCCAUCCUCUUCAUGUUCGACUUGACCCGCAAAUCCACCCUCAACAGCAUAAAAGAAUGGUACCGACAAGGCCGCGGCUUCAACAAGACCGCCAUCCCUUUCCUCGUCGGCACCAAGUAUGACCACUUCGUCAAUUUCCCGCGCGAAGAGCAGGAGGAGAUCAGCCAGCAGGCGAAACGAUUCGCCAAGGCCAUGAAGGCGAGUUUGAUCUUCAGCAGUACGAGCCAUAGCAUCAAUGUGCAGAAGAUCUUCAAAAUUGUGCUCUCGAAAGCCUUCGACCUGCGAUGCACAAUCCCUGAGAUUGAGCACGUCGGCGAGCCCCUUUUGCUCUAUCAGGCGGUAUGAGAAAAGCGGCGUGCCAGAUUGAGCAACUAUGGGCGAAGAGGAGACGAUUCAUGGCGUGUACGCUAAACACGGAAAUGUUCUUUGCACUGCAGAGGUCUUCGGCGCAAUGGGGGAGGCGGGCGAGCAUGGCUCUGGUAUUUAGCGA
Messenger RNA from Neohortaea acidophila, 1409 nucleotides. RefSeq names its product P-loop containing nucleoside triphosphate hydrolase protein. The coding region runs from base 374 to 1264 and encodes 296 amino acids. Gene Ontology annotation, molecular function: GTP binding; GTPase activity. Gene Ontology annotation, biological process: regulation of exit from mitosis. Gene Ontology annotation, cellular component: spindle pole body. The transcript is spliced from 3 exons. The record is from RefSeq and is a predicted model, not a curated record. NCBI's taxonomy places the organism in Eukaryota, Fungi, Ascomycota, Dothideomycetes, Mycosphaerellales, Teratosphaeriaceae.